AUGGAACCGUGCGUGUCACCAUUAAGGCAUCCAACGCAGCAGGUCGUAACGCGGUUCUGGGCAGAGAUCGCGCUCCCAGCAGGGUCGCAGAGGCAGGUUCGUGAAGAGGUGACUGUCCAGCACCGUCUGCUGACGCAUCCUCCGGGCGUAGAGAGCGGCCUGGGCGAAGACCAGCAAGUGCGUAAUGUCUCCCAUCGUCGCGAGGCCAAAUCAAUUCAGGGUGCUCCGUUCAGGUGCAGUUUUAUACGCCGCGAGUGUCACGUGUGCGUGCGUGUGUGCGCAGUAUCCCUGUGA
Molecule: messenger RNA, 294 nt
Organism: Mesocestoides corti
Lineage: Eukaryota; Metazoa; Platyhelminthes; Cestoda; Cyclophyllidea; Mesocestoididae
Source: the annotation of a GenBank genome assembly